Molecule: messenger RNA, 2106 nt
Organism: [Torrubiella] hemipterigena
Lineage: Eukaryota; Fungi; Ascomycota; Sordariomycetes; Hypocreales; Clavicipitaceae
Source: the annotation of a GenBank genome assembly
AUGGCUGGGCUCGCGUCGAUCCCAGAAGCCAUUAAAACGCAUCCUUCCAAUUUUAAUGAUUUGCCGACUGAGCCUGGGACGGAGCAACAUGGUCUUAAAACGAAGCACAGGAUAUUCCCUGUGGCAAAGCGGCAUACACGAGUCCGACAUUCAGUCCGUUUAACAAAUCCUCGCUCAAGUUGGUAUGACCAACCCAACGAAAGCAGUUUUGAUGCCGCGGGUACCACUACUACAACUGAAGCUGCGCAAAGCAGUGUUGGGGCACAGACGACGCAUGCAGCUUCCACUGACGAAUAUUCCGAUUGUAUAUCCAGUGACAUCACAAGGGCUCAGAUAGAUUUGCCUCCAAUACUGGAUAACUUUCCCCGCCCCCCGCGUUCUGGUAUGGAGAACAGGGAUCAUAAUUAUUACGAGGAUAGCGAGAAAAAGUCGAGUACUAGCAGGCCUUCAACGGCUUCUAUUGCGUAUAGGACAACGACACGGUAUACAGACAAAAGACAGGUGCCCGGAGAUAAUACAAAAUCGAACAAAAUCAAGUAUACUUUCUAUGACGGUGCGAAUGACCAUCAGCUGUGCCAAAAAGAUGCCCAGGGAAGUACCGUGGAUAUGGAGCUUGUGAAUGCUAUCUCCCGCAAUAUUCUGCAGCAGCUCCAAUACGCUUCUUGCGUCAAGCCUGGAAGAUCGAUCGGAACUAGCCAGCGGCCCAAGUCCAAUAAUGGACGGGGUCGCAAUACUUGUUCGAACCUACCUCAUCAGCACGAUCAUCUUCGUCGACUUGGGAAAGAUGCGAAAAUGCGAACGGAAAGAUCAAUGGGCAAUAUGCCUUAUCUCAAAGCAUCACCACCAGGUGCUAAGUCAACAUCAACAGUCAAAACAAUCUCAGCCUUGCUGCCGUAUCGAUCAGAAUUCCGACAGGCUGGGCUAGCCGUAACAUCAAAGGACCAAACGAGGAGAAUUCCGAGCUAUAUUACCAAGGCUGUUGCCGCUCGAAGAGACAAGGUAACAGCUGCCUCUACAUCAGCGCGAGAUGCAACACGAAGAAGAGUGCAGCUGGAUGGCCAUCGUGAUACGGAAGAGAGCGAUAGCCCGCAAACUGAAAUAUCAUUUGCUAGCCCUCGUGACAUGGAUGAAUGGCGCUAUGCCUUGGUAGAUGAAUUGCCAGAAAAAUCAGCAAAAAAGCAAAAGCCAACGGGUAAUAAGAAGAAAAAGAAAGGUUGCCUACCCUGCUUUACACGGAAGAGUGAUAUUUCCACAGACACUGACUGGACGCGGUUUGCUCAACCCAAAGCUCCGCUACCGUCAAAUCUUCGCCUGGGAAUCGGUCCUCCUCCUCAGAUACCUCCGCCGCCAGUACCGCGGCGUCCCCCAAGACCGUCGCUAGGAUUGUUUGAUAACCCUUCCCCGAGCAAGCCAACGCAGACUAUAAGCCAGAGCCAUCCGAGUAAGCUUACUAGUCGCGCAAUUAGCCCCAAAAUGGUUCCCCCGACGCAGCCGCAUGAGGCAAAGUCGAACCCCCCGGUUGGCUCUACUUCAAUUCCUGAUGCAGUCACGUCUCAGCAGUUUAAGAGAAAGUUUCACAGCACGUCCGCAAUGAACCAGAAGGAUCCGAAGGGCUCAUUAGGAACAAGAGAUGAUAAAUUGCCGGCUAUCAGCCAGCCAGAUCGCAAACGCGACAAGGGUUACCCGACUGAUUCGGCCCUUCAGUUCGAUCCAGAUCAUAUUGGUAUAUGUUGUAGAAGCAAUCGUGGCAUUCCAUCAAGAGCCAAUGCGAAGCCGAAUAUUCCAAGACGCACGUCAUCGAUUUCCCGACUCUUGGCUUCUGCUCGCCUGGACUAUGAUGACCACGAAAUCACGGAUCGCGAUGUGCUUCGAGGCCUCCAUAUUGCAGCAUCCGCGGCUUGUGACGAAGAGGUAGAUGCUUAUGUUCGGAAUAAAACUGGUCUGCGGAUUCGGCGGUUCCUUGCCGAUCUGAUUGCCUUGGAAACUCUUGGUGAGCGUCGCCCAGACGAAGACAAUGAACAAUGGGCGAGGAGGCGUCGAGCAGAAACGAGGAAGCUCAAGCAACAGCUUCGCAGAUCACGAGAAAUAAAUACAGCCCAUCUCUGA